UGAUGGAGACCCUCGAGACCAGCUGACACGAAGUCCAAAUGACGCGUCGGAUGUCGCGGCUCUCGCGACGUGUCUCCACGAUGUGCUGGACGGGGACGAUGAACGGGUGGAUGCUGUGCGUCGUCAAUUCGAAGAAGUUCUCGGCGUCUACUCCGUUGGUGAAGCAUGGGAACUGUUCCGAGAGGAUUUCCAGCUCUCCCCGCUUCGCGCCGCCAUGGCACUGAGAGGGAAUGUACCGGGCCUUACCGUCUCGGACGCGAAAUCCCUCUUGUUCAAGAUCAAAACGGCAUCGGAGGGGGCCGUGGAGGAUCAGGGACACAGGGACGCGGAGACUGGCGAGUUCAAAACAAACUGGUCAGAGCUCGGCGGUGUAGACCCAUAUGCCUGCUGCAUCAGCGGCGGCAUCAGGGGGUGGUUCAUCGGUGCUAAGACUGGCAACAUCGAGAAUAUAAUCAACCACGUCAAAACACGCCAGCACAUGAUGGCGUGCAAGCAAGAGACACAGCGGCUCACCCAACAUGGUGGCCUUGUCGCGCGGCCCAUGCCACCACCUGGAGUGCGAGACGUCAGCUGUGCCUGGCCACCUGGCAUGCGCAUGCAUCUAUAUGGCAUGUCAGACGAGGCGGCGGAGGAGGAGUAUCAGCGCCUCUACAGCCAGUUUCAGCACAGGCGCACACGUCGGCGAGAGCAGCAGCCCAAUGCCUUAGACAGUGGGCGCCGUGUCUCACCGCGCACUUCACCCAGUCCUGCACCUGGAGCGCGCACCGUUGGUCCCAACAUGGAUCCGGAGGCACAGCGCAUCGUCAGCCCCGACGUGGCGACAUGGAUGUCAGCGAUAGCGAGUCUGGUGGGGGAGUCCAUAUGGUUCGAAGCGGAGGGGAUCGACAAGAUUGUUGACCCCAGCAGCGUCCGCGUGGUGACGGGUGGCGGUGUCUCCAGCGAGGGGGUCCAGAGAGACCUGCUGCCCAUCAUUGAAGGCAGUGUGGUGCCCACCAAGCACGGCAACAUGUCCACUGAACACGUGCUGUUCAUCUGCUCGGGAGCCUUCCACACAGCCAAGCCGUCUGACAUGCUGGCGGAGGAGCUGCAGGGUCGCCUUCCCAUCCGAGUGGAGCUCAAGGGCCUUACUGCCGAGGACUUUUAUCGCAUCCUCACGGAACCGCAAAACAAUAUGUUGCGUCAGCAGCAGACAUUACCUCGUUCAAGAACUUGUAUAGCCAGCAUUCUUGUCGUACAAGCUGAUGCCUUAGAGUGCUGCGCCCCGGGCUUGGUGCAGCAGCGUCCGCUAACGGUGGCUUCUGCAACAAAGGAACAGCAGUUCCGACACUGUUGGCUUCCGUCCAGGGCGAUCCGCAGCGGAGCGGCUGCUGUAUUCAAAGCAGGGGCCGUUCGCCUUAAAGCAUCAGCAAUCCCAAUUUCUUGUAAAGGCGUAUCCACUCACCUUACGCCGCGCAAAUUCAAGCUUCGGCACAUAACCGCUGCUUGGCUGACCAUGCCUUUCGGCCGCGAUAGCAGCAGUGCAGCGGUUUGUGCUGCUUCAGAUAUUGGAGGCUCUGCUUCAGGGGAGCGCAUCCCUGACGAGUGCCAGGAGCAAAAUGGGGACGUCAGCUCUGAGCGGCUACCUGCAGCAGAUGGCUCACGAGAGCAGCCCGAAGAGGGCGGCGACCUCAGUCGCAUCCGCCGCUGCCGCGGCACCCGAGGCGAGCACGGAACAACCGCCGCAGCACAUGCCGCGAUGCCGUCAGAUGAAGAGGUAGCCGCGAUGCUAGAUGCGGAUGCGGUAGAGGACCUCGACGCCCUGGCCGAGGAAGAGGCGGCGGAGGCGGCCCUGAUGGCGGGGUCCGGCCCCCAGGAGGCGGCGUGGGAAGGCCGCUCCCAGACAACGACCUGGCGCCGGGAGGCGCUGCCACAGGCGAGUACCCUAUCACUGUCCAAACGAGGAGGCUUGCGUAGGAUUGUUAUUGUUGUGGGGCCAGCGGCUAAUGGACUCAAUAGCGAAGACAACAAGGAUGCUGAGGAGGAUGCCGAGGUUUAUCUCCAGUUGUUCGGCGCGGCACCCGCCAUACACCUGCCCCCGCGCUUCGCUGCCAUCAAACCGGGCCCAGGAGGGGGAGCUGGAGCUGGUGGACGAGGGGGCCUGGUGGUAAGGCUGGAGGCGGGCGUGGCUGGCGCUGCGGCCGCGGCUGGAGGAGGUGGUGGGCAGCCGGAGGGCGGUGCUGCGGGCCCCACACCAUCAGCAGGGGCAGCAGCGACGGCAGUGGCUCAGCAGCAGCAGCAGGCUGAGGCCCCUGCUCCCGACGAGGAUGAUAACUUCGAAGUCACACUCGAAGAACUCGACACGGCAGCCAUGGCGGCCCAACAACAGCAACAAGCUGGAGGAGGAGGAGGAGGGGGGGGAGCAGGUGGUGGCGGCGCCACUGCAGGUACAGCCGCCGGCGCCAGUCGCCAAGGCAGCGGCGGCGGCCCCCUCCUACCGGGUCUAGGCCUGGGGGGGCCGGCGGGGUCGGCGCAUGCGGCGGCCUCAGCGCUGCUGGACGCCCUGGGAGCGCCCCUGGCUGGUGCGGAUAGUGGUGAUGCUGGGACGAAGGCUGGCAUGACACUGCCUUGGCCUCCGGGAGGAGGUGGAGGUGGUCCUGGAGCUUCGGGUCUCAACUUUCGGUACAACAUCGAGGAGGCCGCCUGGCCCACUGAGGCUCGACCGGAUCAGGCCAUCAAGCUGCCCAAGCAAACCAGGGUGACGCCCGAGAUUGAAGAACAGCAGCGCCCUCUCGAGGGGUGUCCAGCAGGGGUGUCCCCUGGGUGGCUGGGGCCCAGCUUGGGGGGUUUCGGCGAUGUCCCCAACCCCUUCCUCGAGUACCGAGCCUUCCUGUCCCUGGGACAUGGCGAGAUCUACGAACUGGACUUGGACAGGAUCAUCCCACACGAGGCCUCCUGGCGCAACCCCUCCGCCAACCCUGCCGACUACUUCAACUACGACAUGAACGAAACCUCCUGGCGACAGUACUGCGCAAGAGUGCGGACUUUCAGAGACACCUUCACGCUGCGGAACAAGAUCACCGCCCUGGACCCGGUCGCCAUUGCGGCGGCGGCGGCGGCGGCUGCAGCCUCUGCCUCCGCCGCCAACACUGCCGUCGGCGGGGUUGGGGUUGGGAUUGGCGGGAGUCGCGGAGUGAGCGAGUACAUUGAUCCGUUCUUACCGCCGGAGGUUAUUUCGGCGUUGCGGAAUUUGGCGGCUCGCACUCGUAAGAGCCAGCCUGCUCUGCGCUUCCACUUCUGCCCUCAUUGGCGAUGCUGCUGUUCCUCCCCGCGCUUCUCCUCUUGUAUAUAUUUGUGCACGCCUCGCUGGGAGGAGGACGGGAACAACGCAGCAGAUGGCGGCGGCGUGUUGUCGGACGGCGGCGGCGGUCUGCCGGACGGCGACGCGGAUGGAGCACUCGGGGAAUCGGGAUGGGACGGCAACGAGGGCGGGUACGGCCUGGCACCCGGCAAGGGCGGUCGAGAGCUUCACCGCCGUCGUACGGCGCCGCGUUUAGAUCCGGACGUCAUCAUCACACUGGUACAGGCGAACGACCUAGCAGCCGCCGCCGCAGCGGAGGCGGAAGAGGGCGGCGGCGACGGCGCGGAGGCCGCCGCGGCAGGCGAGCAGCCGCAGGUAAAGGCGGAGGUGAAGGUGGAGGUGAAGUCGGAAGCAGAGGCGGAGGCGGUCCAGGACGACAACAACAAGGACGGCGGAGGCGCCGUCCCAGCUGACAGCGGCAAGGGCACGAUAGCUGAUACGACGGGCGAGGGAGGAGGGGACGGUACGAGGAAGGAAGCUGCCGGCGGUGCGGCCGCCGGUCAGCGGCGGCCUCGGGCCCUGCACCCGCCCGUCAAUGCCGACUACGACUCCGCGGCCCCUGCGCAUCAUGCGGCGGAGCUGGAGGCGCAACACAUGCCGGGGCCGCCCCUGAAACGGUCUAGGAGCCCGCCUGUGGAUGCUCGAUCUCACGGUCGCUGGCCGGGCGGUGUCAGUGGUCCUCAAGUCUGGGAGGGCGCGGAGGAGGUGGGAGGCGGCGGCAUGGGGCGGUGGGAACGGGACAUGCGGGGAGAUCGUGGCCGCCACGAUAGAGACCGACGCCCCGGUCCUGGUGACAUGCUACCUCCCGUCUUGCCGCAUGGCCAGCAGCAGCAGCUGAUGCCGCCCAUUGGGCGUAUGAGCGGGCCGCCGCUGCCAGGUAUGGGCCCCGGCGGAGGGCCCCAUAUGCCCCCCAUAGACUUGAUGGGACCCAUGGGCCACCACCAUUUGGACAUUGACGGGGACUUUUACCUUGACGGCGGCAGCGGCGGUGACGGUGACGGCGAUGAUGAGGACGGUGGCGGCGGAGCCGCCGCCGCCGUGUCCGAGGGCAGGCGGAGCAUUGACGCCGGCGGCGACAGCGGCGGCGGCACAGGUGACGACAUGAUGUCGGGGAUGAAUGGCCGCGGCGGCGGCGGGCCGCCGCCACCUCUACCGGGUAUCAUGAAGGACGAGCCGGCGCUGGCCAUGCCGCCGAUUGGGCCGGGAGUUCAGAUGCCCGGCCCCGUUGCAGACGCCGGUGGUGGCGGUGGCGGUGGCGGGAGCUUUGGCGCCUUUGGAGCCGGGUCUCGCGGGCGAGGGGAACCCGGCGGCGGCGCAGCGCCCCAUCUUGGCGAGCCUCAGGACACCGUCACAGAGCCCGCCGUGGAGAGGAAAGGGUGGGGCACGACUACUACUGAUGAGGCGACGGCGUUUGGGGACUUUGGCAGCGUUGGAGAUUACUACAUGGAUGACGGAUACGGCAAUGAGGACGACGAUGAGGAGGAGGACAACAUCGCAGCGGCACGCGAUCAGCAGCAGCAGCAGCAGCAAGUGCGUCCUGGCGGGGACCAUCAGCCGGCAGCGCCGGGGCAAUUCGGUCUCGGCGAUAUCACCGCCACCAACAGCUACGACAACAACGACAAUGACGCCGCUGAGAUGCCACGUGGCGCGUCGCAUCCGGAUUCUCUUGAGCACCAUGACGACAGGGGACGCGGUGCAGUGCACGAGUAUGACGGCGCCGUCAAGCAGGAGACUGUCGGGUCAUCAGGUAACAUUGCGCAAUCGGCGGCAGCGGCGAGUGGUGCAACGCCAGGGCCUGCUGCUACGCGGGGAGGAACGCAGGACGACGAUUACGGCGGAGGCAGCGGGGCCGGCGGGGACACGUUUUUCAGCGACAGCGGCGCUGGGCCAGGGGCUGGCGGCGGGCUUAGUGUGAUGGAUUUACUAAACCCCAUGGCGGCGAUUGCGGGCAUGGGACCCAUGGGCGCCCUUGGACCCAUGGGUCCCAUGGGAGCGCUGGGCCCUAUGCAUGGCCUUGGGAUGCCGGGCCUGAUGCCGGGGGCCAUGCCGCCGCUCGUUCCAGGCGGUGUGAUGCCCAUGGGUAUGGGAAUGGGAAUGGUGUCAGGCACGGCACCGGCGGCAGCGCCGGCGUUGGAAGGGCGAGGGUCAGGUGCAGGAGCUGGCAGCAGCCACCGUGGGGCGAGGGAGGGAGGACGGAGUGACAGGUAUGGUUGCCGGGAGGAAUGGCCCCGCUGUGCUUCCGCAUGA
This is a messenger RNA of Volvox carteri f. nagariensis, 5584 nucleotides long. RefSeq lists its product as uncharacterized. Gene Ontology annotation, molecular function: ATP binding; ATP hydrolysis activity. The coding region runs from base 215 to 5584 and encodes 1789 amino acids. The record is from RefSeq and is a predicted model, not a curated record. The transcript has 23 exons. NCBI's taxonomy places the organism in Eukaryota, Viridiplantae, Chlorophyta, Chlorophyceae, Chlamydomonadales, Volvocaceae.